AUCUUUGCUUGAGAAGAAUCCGCACAUAGCAUCCAAAACUUUUAGAUUUCCCUUGGUUUUAUUGCAAGGAGCAGCAAGGUCUCUACUUGUGUAACUCUCGUGCCAGAGAAAUGAGGUUUUGUUUGGGGAUUUUGGGUGGAGAUUUUGGAGUGGGUGCUGCACGAAGAGAGAGUUGGGGGUAGAGAGAGAAAGUGAGAGAGGGCGGUAGAGAAAGUGAGUUGGGACAUCUGACGGCUUGGAAGGCUCUAACGAACUGUAGGGCUUCAAAUUGAAUUGAAAAACUCCCUAACUUGUUCAUGUCUGAGUAUUUCCACUCCAAAUCUCAUUUGAUCUUCUUAAGAAGAAGAAGUUUGCCAGCUCUUGUCACCAUGCUUAAGAGAAAGCACCUCCUUUCAUUCCCAUUCUCUGCUUUCUUGCCUUCUUCUGCUUUUUCUUCUUCUUCUUCUUCUUCUUCUUCUUCUGCAUAUUCUUCUUCUUUUGCAAAUUCUUCUUCUUCUUCUACAAGUUCUUCUUCUUUUGCAAAUUCUUCUUCAAGAUGUGUUCUAAGGAUAGGAGAUGUGUUCAGGAGAGUGAGGAAGUUUGGGAGUGAAGAUGUGAUGGAGUAUUCGAGGCUUAGCCACGACUCGAAUCCCCUUCAUCUCGAUGCCCAGGCUGCACAGAGAGCGGGAUUUGAUGGCUGCUUGGUUCAUGGAAUGCUUGUUGCCUCCCUUUUCCCCUGCAUAAUUGCUUCUCACUUUCCUGGGGCAGUAUAUGCAUCACAAAAUCUGCAAUUCAAAUUACCAAUCUAUGUGGGAGAUGAAGUAGCUGCUGAAGUAUGUGCCCUGGAGCUUAGAGUCUACAAAGAGAAGUACAUAGCAAAAUUCUCCACAAAAUGCUUUAAGAAAGGGGAGUUUCAGGUCAUUGAUGGUGAAGCAAUGGCCAUCUUACCUAGUUUAGCAGUGAAUCAUGUCCAUGUUGAUUAAAGUUCAUGCUGUGAUUCUGAAAUUAUUUUCUCUUUCAACCUAAUAUGACUUUGUUUGCAAAGGAUUCAGUCAGGUAUUACUCUUUCCUUUGUUUUAAUUUUUGACAAGGAGAUAAUCAUCUUUAGUUCACAAUUAUCUUAGAGCUAUGGUGCAUGGGUACUUGUAUAUGUUUAGCAUGCCAGUGUCGCACUGUGUCAACAAUGAUAAUGUUACCAGAUACUGCUAGGAUAACGGUAAGCAUAAAAUAAGAUAUCUACAAAAAAUAUUAAAUGAAUAAAAUAUAACAUUAUGCAUUAUGAUAGGGUAUACAAGUAUCCAGCACAUGGAUACAUAUAUUUAUGUCUUAUUCGAGCAUCUUACGUUUGUUUGAAGUUGAAGAUGUGCUUAAUAUGAAACAUAGAAUAAGGAGAGCAGAUACCUUGACAAUGUGGAGAGUGGCUGCUAUUCUUAAGCUAAGAACAGUGAAGCUCAAUUCUUUUUGUUUUUUUUUAAAGUUGUUAACUGUUUUAUAGACAGAACUGAUAUACAAGAGUUUGAAGCACCCACAGUCCGGGCAUUCGUAUAUAAAAACCCCUUACGGGGUCCAAAAAAAGCUAUACAAGCAGAGGUAUAGUAAGUAAAAUAAUAAGAGGUGCGCAAAAGUCUCCUGUGUGUUCUGCUGUGAGGUACCGUCCUUAGCAAGGGCGUCAGCUGCGGCAUUGGCUUCCCUCCAGGUACGUUGCCAAACCGUGUGCAUAUCCCUGCAAAGGUGGAAGAUUUCAUCCAAAAUGUGCUCCAUUCUCCAUGGGCAUGGGGGAGGAUUUAGAUGCCCAUGCAAUGGCGUUUUUAGAAUCCCCCUCAAUAAUUAUAGUUUCACUCUGGGAUGGGUUGAAAUGGUGACGUCCCACGGAAAGGGCUAAGUCUUUGGCCAUAGUGGAGUUGGUUUGACCAAUGAAGUGGGAGAAGGAGAGUAGUGGAAUUCAAUUUUCGGGAAGGACUUUCAUUUUGUAGGCUCUAAAGAAUUGUUGUAUUGCACCUUCAAAGAACAAAGGGAAUUAUUUGUUCUGCAUAUAACCGUAUUAAAGGAGCUCAUGCAUUCUUACUAGAGAUGGUGCUUCCAGUUAAGAUUACAUGAAAUGGAGGUUGCUUGUUGUCUAGAUUUGGCAACGAGCUCUUUUUGUAGAUUUGGGCGAUGAUGACUCAUGAAGAUUGUGUUUGUUUAACAGGCUUCGCUUCAACACGUGACUCAAUUUCUGUAGGAUGAGAGGGUAACAUGGUGUCUGUGUUGGUGUAGAAGUAAUUAAGACAAAAGGUAUGGAGGUUACAGAAAAAGUUUAUUUAGGAGACAGAAGUCACAGAACAUCAAUGUAUCUAUUUGAUGGAAAAAGUUUAUAUAAGGAUGCAACCUUAUAAUGUA
Molecule: messenger RNA, 2358 nt
Organism: Amborella trichopoda
Lineage: Eukaryota; Viridiplantae; Streptophyta; Magnoliopsida; Amborellales; Amborellaceae
Product: hydroxyacyl-thioester dehydratase type-like protein
Biological process (GO): fatty acid biosynthetic process
Cellular component (GO): mitochondrion
Molecular function (GO): (3R)-hydroxyacyl-[acyl-carrier-protein] dehydratase activity
Source: RefSeq, a predicted model, not a curated record